Messenger RNA from Gadus chalcogrammus (walleye pollock), 2436 nucleotides. It is a transcript of the gene anxa13l, whose product is annotated as annexin A13, like. The record is from RefSeq and is a predicted model, not a curated record. Gene Ontology annotation, molecular function: calcium-dependent phospholipid binding; calcium ion binding. NCBI's taxonomy places the organism in Eukaryota, Metazoa, Chordata, Actinopteri, Gadiformes, Gadidae. Gene Ontology annotation, cellular component: cytoplasm. The transcript is spliced from 11 exons. The coding region runs from base 90 to 1040 and encodes 316 amino acids.
UCAUUCUGCAGCCGCUGACCGGAUCAGACGCGUCUCACCCUCCUCUGGCCUUCCCUCUAACCUGACUUUAUAACCAAACAGAAAUCAUCAUGGGUAACGUCCAGCCUACCAUCGUCCCUUACGAGCAGUUUGAUGUAACAGCCGAUAUCAAGGCACUGAGACAAGCCUGCAAAGGCUUAGGGACGGAUGAGGCAGCCAUCGUUGAGAUCCUGGCCAACCGCUCGGCUGCCCAGCGGACGGAGAUCAAACAGGCCUACUUUGAGAAGUAUGACGACGAGCUGGAGGAGGUUUUGCGUGGCGAGCUGACCGGGAGCUUUGAGAAGGCCAUCGUGGCCAUGCUGGACCCCCCUCACGUGUACGCCGCCAAGCAGCUACGGCAGGCGGUACAGGGGGUGGGGACGGACGAGGCUGUGCUGGUGGAGAUCCUGUGUACCGCCAGCAACCAGGAUAUCGUGAGUUACAAGGAGGCCUACGCCCAGCUGCAUGAGUGUGAGCUGGAGGCGGACAUCGAGGGGGACACCAGUGGGGAUGUGAGGAACCUGCUCAUCGCACUGCUGCAGGCGGGCAGGGAGGAGGGCUAUGAGGUGGACGAGGACCUGGCAGAACAAGACGCACAGUCUAUGUUUGAGGCGGGAGAGGGCCGGUUUGGCACCGACGAGUCCACCUUCACCAACGUCCUGGCCCAGAGGAACUACCUGCAGCUGCAGGCCACCUUCAAGGUGUACGAGAAGCUCUCAGGAACGGACAUCUUGGACACCAUAACGAGCGAGGCAACAGGCACCCUGCAGGACUGCUACGUCACCCUGGUGAGGUGUGCUAAGAACCCUCAGCUGUUCUUCGCGCGGCGCCUAAACGCAGCCAUGAAGGGCGCCGGGACGGACGAGGACACGCUGAUACGCAUCGUGGUUGGCCGCUCUGAGGUUGACCUGGAGACCAUCAAGGACAUGUACCUGGAGAAGUACGACGUCACGCUGAAGGACGCUCUGGACUCGGAGUGCGGCGGGGACUUCAAACGCCUGCUGAUGGAGAUCCUGCACUAGGCUAACGAGCUAACAUGCUAACUGUUCCGCCCUCCCCUGAACCGGACCUGAGAGGGGCUUUACGGCCCCACGGUUCUGCUUCGCUACGCUCUCAUUUUGUCUGAUUCGCCUCCUUCUCCCUUGUCUGUGCUAUCUACUGUCACUUGCUCUUUCCUUUUAUUUGCCCUUAUUGAUGGUCUGAUGCCCCUCAACUAAUCCUUCUCAAUACAUCUGGCUUCAUUUAUAGUCUGACCAUCUGUAUUUAUCCAGCACUAGUUUGGCCAUGAUACAGUCUAUAUAUUACACUAUAACACAUAAUAUAACAUGGCCCUUGCAUUAUUGUACAUUACACAGAACAAUUCCAAAGCUUAAACGCUUGAGUUUAUGCACCCUUUAUAACUGGGCUGGUAGUAUACUCCAGUUCUGUGUAUCGGUGCUUGUAUGAAUCAGUAUUACUGACAUGUAAAGGGAUAAUGCGCGAUAUAAGACGCAGUCCAGUCGUUGUAUUGUGGCAUAUAACGUAGCCAAAUGAUGCUUCUGAAGGCCUGAUGCGUCUCAGGAAUAAAAGAAAAGAGAAUAGCUCUUGUCUAUCAUAAGUUCAUAUAUUGCAGCAUAUCUUGCAGGGCAACAGCUGGGUGUUGUGCCUGACCCAGGCCACUCCUUGGCCACCAGACCAGUGAGGACACGCCCCUAUGUGUUCAGACCGCUUGUGUCUUCAUCCAUCCCUCGCAAUGCGCCUUUCAAAUCCACGGGAACAAUCACAGCCUUAAUGCAGACCGCAGAUACUGUUGAAUGUAGUCGUCUAGUAUGGUCCCUUUUUAACAGCCACCUUCUACUGUUUAUACGCCUUAACCCGCCAUCGUAGUAGUCACCACACUGAGGCCGUGUCGCGAUACAACAGUAGCAGCGCACGUUAUCCUUUGGAUGCGAGCAUCACUCAGGUGCCCAAUGACUCUGAAAUCACACUCCACUGAUUUAUACACCAUAUCCCGUGUGGGAUUUUUAACUUAAUUUGGGAGUGUGACAUCUAUUAACAAGUCGCAGUUUCUAGUCCCAGCCAUACAACUGCCUUUUUACAUAUUUACCGUGGCUGGUCUGCAUCUUUUAAUGCUUUAUUUACAAACAAAGAAAAACUCUUUAUUACUUCUACUAACUUUUACUUCUACUUGUAGUUGACGGCCCUGUCUAACCGGAUCUAUGUGUUGUCAUAUUUCAUUCUUACUAAGAUUCUGAGAAGUUAAGAGUACAUGGCAAUUUACUGACUGAAGUCUAGAAUACCCUCACAGAUUUUGGCUAUUAACUAUUUAUUCAUUAAAUUAUAUAUUGGUGGUGCACUAAAAUGCGUAUUGAAUAUGUAUUAAGGACUAAAUAUUCUAAACGUGAAAUACAUAAAUGCUAUUAAUAAAUUAUAACUUGA